Molecule: messenger RNA, 2946 nt
Organism: Rhinolophus ferrumequinum (greater horseshoe bat)
Lineage: Eukaryota; Metazoa; Chordata; Mammalia; Chiroptera; Rhinolophidae
Gene: PAK4
Product: p21 (RAC1) activated kinase 4
Exons: 10
Coding region: 335-2113 (592 amino acids)
Biological process (GO): intracellular signal transduction; protein phosphorylation; regulation of MAPK cascade
Cellular component (GO): cytoplasm
Molecular function (GO): ATP binding; protein serine/threonine kinase activity
Source: RefSeq, a predicted model, not a curated record
AACGGGCCCUGCCCCCAGCCCAGUCAGCCCCGUUGCUAUGGGGACUGGUGGGCGGCGAGGGGGGAAAGCCCCGGAUGUUCGUUGGGGAUUCAACAUGGCGGCGGCAGUGGCCGCGGUGGCGGCAGCGCAAGAGGACUGAGGGCGGCGUGAGGGUGCAGAGUUCCGGGCCAAACAGCUAGGCCGCGAGCGACUGCGGCGCCGAGCCGAUGAAUAACCCGAAGCCCCAAGAAGAGACGUCACCUGACCAAGGGUACUUCUAGCACAGCCAGCAUCAAACCAGGCCUGCCAUAGGAGCCCACGUCUGCGCCCUCCUGGUGCUGAGAGCCUCGGCGCCAUGUUUGGGAAGAAGAAGAAGCGGGUAGAGAUCUCGGCUCCGUCCAACUUCGAGCACCGCGUGCACACGGGCUUCGACCAGCAUGAGCAGAAGUUCACAGGGCUGCCCCGGCAGUGGCAGAGCCUGAUCGAGGAGUCGGCUCGCCGGCCCAAGCCCCUCGUCGACCCCGCCUGCAUCACCUCCAUCCAGCCAGGGGCCCCCAAGACCAUCGUGCGGGGCAGCAAAGGCGCCAAGGAUGGGGCCCUCACUCUGCUGCUGGACGAGUUUGAGAACAUGUCGGUGACACGCUCCAACUCCCUGCGGAGAGACAGCCCGCCACCACCUGCCCGUGCCCGCCAGGAGAAUGGGAUGCCCGAGGAGCAGGCCACCAUGGCCAGAGGGGGCCCAGAAAAGGCGGGCGGCCAAGGCCGGGUCGCCAGUCGCAGUGAGGGGGGUGGCAGCAGUGGUGACCGGCGGCGGGUGGGGCCCGAGAAGAGGCCCAAAUCUUCCAGGGAGGGCUCAGGGGGACCCCAGGAGUCCUCCCGGGACAAGCGCCCCCUCUCCGGGCCUGACGUCGGCACUCCCCAGCCUGCUGGUAUGGCCAGUGGGGCGAAAGUGGCAGCUGGCCGGCCCUUUAACACGUACCCGCGGGCCGAUACGGACCACCCAUCCCGGGGCGUCCAGGGAGAGCCUCACAACAUGGCCCCAAAUGGGCCGUCAGUGGGGGGCCUGGCUGUCCCCCAGUCCUCUUCCUCCCGGCCUCCCACCCGAGCCCGCGGCCCCCCCAGCCCCGGAGUGCUGGGCCCCCACGCCUCUGAGCCGCAGCUGGCCCCUCCAGCCCGCACCCUCGCUGCCCCUGCCGGCCCCCCUGCCCCUGGGCCUCCCGGCCCCCGCUCACCACAGCGAGAACCCCAGCGCGUGUCCCAUGAGCAGUUCCGGGCAGCCCUGCAGCUGGUGGUGGACCCUGGUGAUCCCCGCUCCUACCUGGACAACUUCAUCAAGAUUGGCGAGGGCUCCACAGGUGUCGUGUGCAUCGCCACCGUCCGGAGCUCUGGCCGGCUGGUGGCUGUCAAGAAGAUGGACCUGCGCAAGCAGCAGAGGCGAGAGCUGCUCUUCAACGAGGUGGUGAUCAUGCGGGACUACCAGCACGAGAACGUGGUGGAGAUGUACAACAGCUACCUGGUGGGGGAUGAGCUCUGGGUGGUGAUGGAGUUCCUGGAGGGAGGCGCCCUCACCGACAUCGUCACCCACACCAGGAUGGAUGAGGAGCAGAUUGCUACCGUGUGCCUGGCCGUGCUGCAGGCCCUGUCUGUGCUCCACGCCCAGGGUGUCAUCCACCGGGACAUCAAGAGUGACUCCAUCCUGCUGACCCAUGACGGCAGGGUGAAGCUGUCAGACUUCGGGUUCUGUGCCCAGGUGAGCAAGGAGGUGCCACGGAGGAAGUCACUGGUCGGCACGCCCUACUGGAUGGCCCCGGAGCUCAUCUCCCGCCUUCCCUACGGGCCAGAGGUGGACAUCUGGUCACUGGGGGUGAUGGUGAUUGAGAUGGUGGAUGGGGAGCCCCCCUACUUCAAUGAGCCACCCCUCAAAGCCAUGAAGAUGAUUCGGGACAACCUGCCGCCCCGACUGAAGAACCUGCACAAGGUAUCCCCGUCCCUGAAGGGCUUCCUGGACCGCCUGCUGGUGCGGGACCCUGCACAGCGGGCCACAGCGGCUGAGCUGCUGAAGCACCCGUUCCUGGCCAAAGCGGGCCCACCCGCCAGCAUCGUGCCCCUCAUGCGGCAGAAUCGCACCAGAUGAGGCCCAGCGCCCCGUCCCUGAACCAAAGAGCCCCUUGGGUCACUCCUGCUCUGCUGGAGGCCAGUAGGGGGCUGGCCCCUGCUCCUCCCAGUCUGGGAGACACUCCGUGUGGCACCACCCUUGCCAGGGGCGGUGUGUGGGACCCUACUACUGAACUCCGGUUUUGAUUUUGUGACUAAAAACACAGGGACUUAACGGGAGCAAGUGAGGUUCCCAGGACGACCCACCCUCCGGGACAGGCCUUCCCUGUGUUGCCCUGUCUCCAAGAAGGACAGGUGGUCCUUCCAUCACUGGAAAUCUGCAGUGGGGGCCACUGGGGGUGGAGAGAACACUACGAAAGAGGGGUGUGUGUGAGUGAGUGAGUGUGAGUGUGUGUGUGUGUGUGUGUGUGUACGUGCACAUGUUGGAAGAUCCAGCUCCUGUCCUCCAGCCUGGGAGUGGGUAUCUCUGAGACUUUGCCUAGUAUACAGCCCCGUCUCCCCCUGAGCCACGGCGGGGGUUGAUCAUGAAUGUCUGAAGAGUGGCCUUUUCCCUUAGCCCUGCACCCCCUUUCUGUGGUUGAACAGGGAGACAGGGAUCAGGGCUUCCCUCUCACCCCCAGCCUCUGCAGAAAAUGACUACUGCACCUGGACAGCCUCUUUUCUAGAAGUCUAUUUAUAUUGUCAUUUUAUAACACUAGCCCCUGCCCUCACCUGGGGACAGAUGGUCCCUGUCCUGUGGGUUGACACCGGGGACAGAACCACUGCUUGAAGAAUCAGGUUCCUGUCCCCUUGGUGCAGCCCUCCCUUCCCCUCCCUCAACUUAGUUUUACAAUUAAAACAUUUUGUUUUGUG